Molecule: messenger RNA, 3085 nt
Organism: Osmia lignaria (orchard mason bee)
Lineage: Eukaryota; Metazoa; Arthropoda; Insecta; Hymenoptera; Megachilidae
Source: RefSeq, a predicted model, not a curated record
UCUUUCGAUUUUAACGGAUUUAUAUAAAAACUAAACGCGCAUGUGUAGACAUUUUCUUUUGUUCGAAUGAUUUUGGCAUUGUUACUUAUGUUUACAUUUUUGUUCUUAUGUUAAAAAGUACUGCCACAUAACACUGUUAAUGCUCUAAAUGUAUGAAUACGAAUUAAUAUUUUUACUAAAUUUUUAUAAUGGAUAACUUAACUACAGAAAGCGUGAAAGAAAUUUUUGGUACAGAAUUUCAAAAAUUCUGUGAAGAGUGUAAAAUAGUACUUACAAAAAAUAAAUGUGAUGCUUUUAUGGUAUCUAAUCCUGUUGCUUUAAAACAAUGUUUAGAAUUUCUUGAUAAAGAGAAGAAACAAUUAAAUUAUCAGUUGAUAAAGAUCCAGAAUUCGUGUCCAAAUUAUUCAAAUUAUGGAGAUCAUAAACAAAGUACGGUAAUUUGUUAACCAUUUUAUUAGAAUAUUAAUGAGUUAAUUUAUGUAAUUGACAUUACUAUUAUAGAGUUAUGUAAACAGUACAUAUUUGCACCAAAAAGAGAGAAAAAAUCUUGCGAAGAAACUACAUACCCACCUUCUAAUUUAAUACUUGCAAAUUUAUCAUUGGAAAUUUAUUUACGUAAUACAUCUGCAAUCUUACCCAUUCACACAUUUCGUCAGAUGUCAAUAAAAUGUACUUUAGAUACAGCUAAAACUGGAGUGGAAAUAUACAAAGACAUUAUAAACACUCCUGUAAACGAUAUUAUUAUUACUGAUUAUGAAGCUUCUAUUCCUUCAAUUUCUUUACUUUUGGAAAAAUUUCAAAAGCAUCAUAAAAUGUUUCAUUAUUCUAGCAUAUUAAAGCAUUUAAUUUCUAAACAAGAAGUUAAUCAGAAAUCACAGUGUAAAUAUGCAAUAAACGCGAAACAGAUGAAGCUAUUUUUCAACCUUGUAUUUACUAAAGUAAUUCCUCUGAAUAUAUUUGGAAAGUUAAGAAAUUUGAAAAAAAUUAAGAAAGCUCUGUUUCAUUUACUAAAGAUACCAUGCUUCAAAGCUUUAGAUUUGAAGUUAUAUAUUAAUAAAUUAGAUAUUUCUAGCAUUAAUUGGUUACAAAGCAUUAAAAAGCCAAAUAUAGCAUGGGUUCUUCUUGCGAAAUUUGUAAAGUGGCUUUUCACUGGAUUUCUUUUAAAAGUAUUGCAUAUUUAUUUUCAUGUAACAACAGUGUCUUGCUACAAUAAUGAAAGAAUAUACAUAGUACGUUCAGAAUGGUUUAAAAUUAAUAAACGAUUUAUUCAACGAAAGAUUCGUUCAAAUGCUUUACAACUAGAUCUUAGCUGUAAUCAUUGGAAGCCACCAUUAACUGUAUAUAAAUUAUACCCUAAAUAUUCUACUGUACGACCUUUAUUUGUAUUGCGGUAUAAAAAUGAUAAUGAAAAAACAAAUUUUUUCAUUGUACAACAAUUUCUAAAACAGUUACACAUCACAGAAUAUGGAUUAAAUAGUUUUGAGGACAAAUGGAGGUCAAUUGUUCAACACAAACACACUUUAAAAGAUAAAAGGUUGUAUUUUGUAUUAUGUGAUGUGACGGAUGCUUUUGGUUCUAUAAUACAAGGAAAAUUAUUUGAUAUUAUACGAUCUUUUUGUGAGAAACUUCCUGACAAUUUAAUACUGAGACAUUACGCCGUAAAAAGUAAUAUAUCAAAAGAUGAUAUUCUAUGUUAUAAACAAUAUUUUUGUGACUCACAUUUGCAAUUAUCAGUACCACCUGGUACAUUGUAUGCGCGUACAAAUCAUAUUCAACAAAUAAAAAAAAGUUGGUUGCUAGAAAAAAUUCGAAAAUACAUCUUUCAUCAGACGGUACAAAUAGGUAAAAAAUAUUAUAUUGUAACAAAAGGAAUCGUACAAGGUAGAAUAAUAUCACCUAUUUUAUCAGAUAUAUAUUUUGAUUUUGUAAUACAAAAGGAAAUGGCAGUAUUUCUACGAACUGGUCAAAUUAUCAAAUUUGUGGAUGAUAUUUUAUUUGUAACUGAAGAUGAGGAUUCUGCAAAACAAUUGUUACAGUUAACAGCAAAAGGAAUCCCAAAAUAUAAUUGUCGAUUUAAAACAGCGAAAACGCAAACUAAUGUGGCCUGCAAUGAAGGUACAGUUACAGAUAAUAUUAGUUUCAUUGGUUAUAAGAUUAAUUGUACAACUUCAGAAGUACAAUAUAAUAUACCAAACAUAAAUCUACGUUAUUUGAUGUCUUUAAAAAAAAAUUUGAAUCCUUUAAAGAUUCUGCGAUUACGAUUAUGUAAGUUAGCAAAUCUGAAAUUAUCAAACAUUGUCUUAGAUACCAGAAUUAAUUCUGGAACAACAAUUAAAGCAGCAUUGGAGAAUGCAGGUUUAGUGCAAGCAAAUCGUGCUUGCAUUUUAAUAAAUGAAUUAUUCGAUGAUAUUCAAACUAAUGUUGAAAGUAUAUUUAAAAUUAUCAAAAACAGUAAUAAACUAAUUGCAAGAUUUGUGAUAAAAGUUUUUCUAAAAUAUGAAGGAAAAGUGAAGGAAUUACGUAUUCGGAGAUGGAACAAAGAAAUUCUUUCUAUUUUGUGGGCAUCUUAUAAACGCAUUUUUAUAAAAGAUAAAGUUUUACGAAAACAUUUUAUUAUGUUCUGUAAAAAGUAAACAGUACUCUAAAUAUUUCUUUUAUUAUUAUAUAUUAUAAUAUUUAGUAUGUAAUUAAAAAGUAUGAGUGAUAAAUAUCGAUUCAAACUUUUCUGCAUGAACGUUUAUACGCAAGUGGUGAGGAGCUACAGACCUCUGUAUGCAUACAUAUAAGCAGCGAUGCUAGAACCAUAAGACGGUAAUUGAAGAAUGACAGAUCGAAUAGAUGGAAUUUGAUUCUUCAUUUAUAUUAUUUUUGUCGAGAUUAUAUUAUUUUGUCGACUCGUCGAUGCUGCUGCCACAUGCUUAGGUGGCUUGAGGUAGUGCUGUGUUUCAUUAGACGAUCACCCCACCUCGGAAGUUGCCGGGCCUGUGUAUGCGACUGUGCUUCCGGUAAAGGAUUUCGGGCGGAAAAUAAAAAUAAUGACACUUAUUUCUAUGAAUAAAGAAAUUUUUUUCUUUUGCGUGAAAAA